AUGGGUUGUGAAGAUAAUGGUGGUAAUGGAAAAGCCAAUAAUUGUAAAUUCAACGAUGUUAAAUGGUCGUCGAUUUCAUCCUCUGUCGGUAUUGGUGAAGGUGAAAUUGUUGCCGUUGCCAUGGCACAAUCCAAUAUUCUACAAGCCACUUCAUUUCUAGUUGAGCCUGAUCAACAAUCUACCAUUGACACACUCGUUAAAAAUACUAGUUACUACUCUACUGACACUGACACUGAUGAUACUGAAAACAUCAACAUUAACACUAUUGCUAAUUUUAAUUCUGAUAUUAAUAAUGCAAAUAUGGAUAUCACUGAUAAUUCAGAAACCUUUGCCAUCAAUGACAUCUUCAGUAACGAUAAUAUUGUUAAUAGAAAUAAUUUUGAAAAGAAAAAAGAAGUUACCGAAUAUGCAAAGAAACAUGGUAGAAAUUCUGCUGCGCGUCAUUUUAAAAUUGAUCGAACAAUGAUCGGAAGAUGGGUUAAAGCAAGUAAUAAAUGGGAUGAUAAAGUGAGUAACAAUUCUAAACGUAUUGGCUCAGGUCAAAAAGCGCAUUAUCCUGAUGCUGAGAAACAACUUUAUGCUUGGAUUUGUGAUCAAAAAGAUCAAGCUACAAAAUUGACUCAUGCAAAAAUUCAAGCAAAGAUGCACGAAAUAUUAAAACAAAGUGAAAUGGAAAAAAAAUAUCCAAAUGCUUUAAAUAAUUUUAAAGGUAGUGCUCGUUGGGUAAUGGGUUUUCUAAAACGAAAUAAUCUUCCAAUAUGCAGAAAAUCUAAAUUUCAAAAGGCACGUACUAAGGUUGCUGCUGAAAGUUUCAACAACUUUCGUAAAAAUGUAGUCCAACUGAGACUUCAAUACGAUUUUAUUACUGCUAAUAUGUUUAAUAUGGAUAAAGUUCCUGUGUGGUUUGAUGAAUCUGGAAACAUGGUGAUUAAUAGUAGACGUAAAAGAAUUACUCAUAAUGAUACUAUAGGAACACAAAUGCCACCUGGAGAAACUGUCCCUAAUGGAGUUCUUGUUUGGUUUCAAGAGAAUGGAGUAUUGACUACUGAACAUCUGAAAAAUUAUGUUGAUAUUCUUCAUUGUAUGAGAAUGGUUAAAGACAGUAAUGCGCCAGCUUUAUUUGUACAUAAUUCGUAUAAUGGUCGAUUGGAAGACUCUGUAAUUUCGAAAUUUCAAUGUAACAAUUUUCAAGUUGCGGUAAUUCCUGAAGGAUUGACUGGAGUAUGUCAACCUCUUAACGUCAUUGUCUUGAGAUCAUUCAAAGAAAAUUUACGUAAAGAAUGGCAAAAUUGGAAAAAUGCUAGUCCUCCUAUCAAUUUACAAGCUAAAAUAACCGAAGUUUGUGGUUGGGUGAAAAAUGCAUGGGAUGAAGUUUCUUCUACCCAUAUUGUAAAUGCAUUUAAAAGAUGUUUGAUCUCUAAUCCUCUUGAUGGUGCUGAAAAUGAUAAAAUAUUUGAAGAGUUGGAUAUCUUAAAUCCAAAUGAUUCUGAUCAUGGUGGAUCUCACAAAGCAACAACUAGCAAUCCCAAUGAUUCUGAUGGUUCGCAAGAUGCAUCAGAAUAUUAUUUAGAACGUCAUUAA
Entrophospora sp. SA101 is the source of this 1581-nucleotide messenger RNA. NCBI's taxonomy places the organism in Eukaryota, Fungi, Glomeromycota, Glomeromycetes, Entrophosporales, Entrophosporaceae. The record is from the annotation of a GenBank genome assembly.